This is a messenger RNA of Staurois parvus, 732 nucleotides long. Lineage: Eukaryota; Metazoa; Chordata; Amphibia; Anura; Ranidae. The record is from the annotation of a GenBank genome assembly.
AUGUUUUCUUUUUUAUUACAGGCCAAUACAUUAAUUUCAUCAAUCUGUCAAUCAGCCUGGACACUAGGAUUACACCAGACGUUUCUUCUGCUUUUGAUUAUUGGAAGAUGGUUCCUGCCAAUCGGAGUGGGAAUAACUCGUGAUCAGCUUUCUCAACUUCUCCUGAUGUUUGUGGGCACUGCUGCAGAUAUUUUGGAAUUCACUAGCGAGACAAUGGAAGUAGUUGUCGUAAGAGAAAACAUCAUAUUGGUUUACUCAAUCCUUGGUAUUUGGACAUGGAGCAUGUUGCAGUUCCCACUUGAUCUAGCUGUACAAAAUAUUGGAUGCCAUCAAGGAUCAACCUCCAAGAGGGGCCUGUGUUUACUGUUCUGUAGAUACAGUGCAGAUCUUUGGAACAUUGGAAUUAGUCUACUGAUUCAAGAUGGUCCUUUUCUCAUAUGCCGCAUCAUCCUUAUGGCCUAUUUCAGUGUGGUUAACCAAAUGCUGGUAUUUUUUGCUGCCAAAAAUUCCCUGGUAGUCAUUUUACAACUUUAUCGUCUUAUUGUAUUGUUGAUAGACUUCCAGUCUUCUUUUGAAAAUACUGAUAAAAAAGCAAAAAUGGAAGACAGUUGCUGUGCAUGUGAAUCCACUGAUAAUCAGGAAGAAUUAAUCAGCAGUGCUGAUAUUGAAACAAGGAGCACUGAGAACAACAGUACAGCUAUUUUUCUUGAUGAACCUGAAGGACAGUUGUAA